CCAGCCGAAGAAGAUCGGCGUCUCACACAGCAGCGAAGAUGGCGACACACAUGUCGAGGUGCAGAUCUUGGAGUCGUGUUCAAAGGUUUGGUAUAGCAGCCUACAGAAAGUACAGUAGUGGUGGUGGAUACCCCAACAUCUCCCUGUCGUCACCGCUGCCUGGAAUCCCAAAACCUGUUUUUGCAUCUGUCGAUGGUCAAGAAAAAUACGAAACAAAAAUCACCACACUGGAGAACGGCCUCAGAGUUGCCUCUCAAGACAAAUUUGGUCAGUUCUGCACAGUUGGAGUUCUCGUCAACUCUGGAUCCAGACAUGAAACAAAAUACCCCAGUGGAAUCGCCCACUUCCUGGAGAAGCUUGCUUUUUCUUCAACAGCCCAGUACGGCAGUAAAGAUGAAAUCCUCCUCACGCUGGAAAAACACGGCGGAAUUUGUGACUGCCAGACUUCCAGGGACACCACCAUGUAUGCAGUAUCAGCAGAGGUCAAAGGUCUGGACACCGUGGUCAGUUUGCUCUCAGAUGCAGUCCUUCAGCCUCGACUUCUUGAGGACGAGAUCGAGAUGACGAGGAUGGCAGUGCGUUUCGAGCUGGAGGAUCUGAACAUGAGGCCGGACCCUGAACCUUUGCUGACCGAGAUGAUCCAUGCGGCCGCCUAUGGAGGAAACACGGUCGGCCUCCCUCGCUACUGUCCCAUCAACAACGUGGACCAGAUCGACAAGAGGGUUCUGCACAAUUAUCUGCGAAACUACUACCGUCCUGAGCGGAUGGUGCUGGCCGGAGUGGGGAUUGAACACGAGCAGCUGGUGGAAUGCGCGAGGAGGUAUCUGCUGGACGUGAAACCAGUGUGGGGCGUGAGCUCAGCUGCCAACGUGGACCUCUCAGUGGCUCAGUACACGGGUGGCAUCAUGAAGAUGGAUAAGGACAUGUCAGACGUGAGUCUGGGUCCAACUCCCAUCCCAGAACUCACUCACAUCAUGAUUGGUCUGGAGAGCUGCUCCUUCCUGGAGGACGACUUCAUCCCCUUCGCUGUCCUGAACAUGAUGAUGGGGGGAGGUGGCUCAUUUUCGGCCGGCGGACCAGGAAAAGGCAUGUUCACCCGCCUGUACCUCAAUGUCCUCAACAGGCAUCACUGGAUGUACAACGCCACCUCGUACCAUCACAGCUACGAGGACAGCGGCCUGCUGUGCAUCCACGCCAGCGCAGACCCGCGACAGGUCAGAGAAAUGGUGGAGAUCAUCACCAGAGAGUUCAUCCAAAUGUCAGGAAGUGCUGGAGAGAUGGAGCUGGAGCGAGCCAAGACGCAGCUCAAGUCCAUGCUGAUGAUGAACCUGGAGUCCCGGCCGGUGAUUUUUGAGGACGUGGGUCGACAGGUUCUGUCCACGGGGAAGAGGAAGCUUCCGCAUGAGCUCUGCACGCUAAUAAGCAACGUGACGGCCAGCGACAUCAAGAGAGUGACCACGAAGAUGCUGCGCAGUAAACCAGCCGUGGCUGCGCUGGGAGACCUGACGGAACUCCCAUCGUACGAACACAUCCAGGCGGCUCUGUCCAGCAAAGACGGACGUCUGCCCCGCAUGUACCGCCUCUUCCGAUAGACAAGACCACCGGACGGCAGUGGGACGUCACUGUAAAUAAACAGGACUUGAAGAUCAAAUCGGUGUCGAUUCCCAACACAGAACUCGUUCGCUGUGGGAGGAGAUCACUACCGGAGCGCCACCGAAGGGGCCGCUGUUUUACACAAACAAAAAAAAAAUGUUCUCCAGAGAGGUACCUGUCAUGGGAAGGUCGAACAGGAAGCCAUACUGCCACAUUUACUGAGCGAGGUGAGGGACGAAAGUCUGUGUAAAGAAGUGAAAUGCUCUGAGUGUGGCCACUUUUUAUACUUUUUCUGUUACAGUCUGCUUCUUCAAAAGUAGUUUCUGUUGUAUGAUCAGUUUUCCCCACACAGGAAGGUAGCCCUUCAACGGCUGAACUUUAAGUUCUUCUUUAGCCCAGACUACAACACCACAAUAUGCAAUAAUAUAAUAUACUAUCUAUCCUUUGUGAAUAUAUUUCUGGACUGAGAAAAGAGGAAGAUGAACUGGCAUAUAUGGCACUUUUUGCUAAUAUGUGUUUUACAUAUUGAAAUAUUUGUUCAUAUUGUGGUGUUACAGUCCUUCAGGAGCAUCGAAGCUAAGCUGUUGACCAUCUGCUCAUACUAGCGUCGACGUUGGGUUCACAUAGAAGGCACUCAUGUCACCCCCACAUUCAGUUUGUACCAUAAUCUUGUUGCUAAUACGGAGUGAAUAUGCCAGAGAAGGUUCAGACCGUUCUCAACUCACCAUUUUCAUCUGGCUCUUGCAUCUUCUAUUAUGGUGGCUUUCUGGUAAACACAUGUAAGUACAGCUGCAAUAAAGACAUAUUUUAACAGACUGGACCACUU
Molecule: messenger RNA, 2419 nt
Organism: Synchiropus splendidus (mandarinfish)
Lineage: Eukaryota; Metazoa; Chordata; Actinopteri; Syngnathiformes; Callionymidae
Gene: pmpca
Product: peptidase, mitochondrial processing subunit alpha
Exons: 13
Coding region: 39-1592 (517 amino acids)
Cellular component (GO): mitochondrion
Molecular function (GO): metalloendopeptidase activity; metal ion binding
Source: RefSeq, a predicted model, not a curated record